GGAAGUGUGUUGCAAUAUUUAGAGACGUUCACGGUGCUCCGACGUGACCAAACUGUAAAACAACUUUAGUUUGUUAUUGUCUCUUGUAGUCUCCUUGUGCUUUUUAUUGACAGUUCAGUUGUCUGUUUAAGUAGAUAGGGGGACGUCUUCCCGGGCGACGAAGUUAUCUUAAGUGUAACAGUAAUUGUUAACGGAACUUUCACCGUCAUCUGUUAACGGCUAACGUUAACGUCACUUCUGGAUCAACAGCAGCCCUCCUGUUGUGACAUUUGACAUAACGUUAAUGUCCUACUAGAUGCCUAGAAUGAAUCCACGAACCCUGUCACUGAGAGCCCUGCUGUUACUGGGGCUUUGGCACACUGGGAGAAGAAGUCUAGCCUCAGCCCCAGAGCUGCAAGAUCCGCCCAAAAAGAUAGCUGUGGUCGGAGCAGGCAUUGGUGGUACAGCUGCAGCGUAUUACCUGAGGCAGGAGUUUGGAGCGGCGGUCAAGAUUGAUGUGUUUGAACCUGGCGCAGUUGGCGGGCGACUAGCAACAGUAAAGUUAGGAGACUAUGAGUAUGAGAUGGGAGGCUCUGUGAUCCAUCCUCUGAACCUACACAUGAAGCACUUCAUUGAAAAAUUAGGUAUUCCUCAGAGGACAGAUGUCCCCUCUAAAAUGGCAAUCUUUGAUGGAAAGGAGCUCACGUUUGAAGAGAGUGACUGGUUUAUAGUGAAUUUCUUGCGCAUACUCUGGCGAUAUGGGUUCAACUUUCUUCGAAUGCAGAUGUGGGUGGAGAGUAUUUUGGACAAAUUUAUGAGGAUCUACCAGUACCAGCAGUACAGUUACGCAUUCUCCAGUGUGGAGAGGCUCCUGCAUGCCAUGGGUGGCGAUAGUUUUCUUACCCUAGUGAAUCAGACCCUGGAGGAAGCGAUGAUGGGCGAAGGAUUUUCGCAGAUCUUCCUCAACGAUGUCGUUGCACCCAUCACCCGUGUCAACUACGGCCAAAGUGUCCGCAUCAAUGGCUUCGUGGGGGCAGUGUCAUUAGCAGGAGCAGACUCAGGCCUGUGGGCUGUCGAUGGAGGCAAUAAGAGAGUGUGCUCAGGUCUGUUGUACCACAGCAAAAGUGAGCUCAUCCCUGCCAAAGUGACCUCCAUUUCAGUCAAGGUUCGACCAUCCAAGACAGGCACCACGGCCAGUUUCUACGAGGUGAAUUAUGUUGGAGAAUCCGGCUCAGCACACUCUCUGUACGACAUAGUGGUAAUAGCAACACCGCUUCACCAGGGAAAGUCUGACAUCAGCUUCCCAGGCUUCUCCCCUCCAAUCCCAUCUCACUACCCUGGGCGUUACCACCAGACCGUCUCCACUCUGGUCCACGGCCUGCUGAACAUGUCCUACCUCGGGACCACACAGCCGGCCUCCGAGUUCACCGUGUCCGAAGUCCUCACCAUGGACUCAAAGGACUCUGUCAUCAACAGCCUUAGCUCUCUCGACCCCGUGCACAUCCCCAAGGGUUACAAGCGACCCCCUGCCAGCCAGACCAAAGUGUGGAAGGUGUUCUCCCAACAGCUGCUGUCCCAGGAGCAGUUGCAACACAUAUUCCUCUCCUAUGAUUCAGUGUCCGAGAUGCCAUGGCUGGCUUAUCCUUCUUACCACCCACCGCACCGUAGGACCCCUCCCUUCAUCCUGCACGACCGGCUGUACUACGUCAACGCUGUGGAGUGGGCGGCUAGUGCCAUGGAGAUGAGCGCCAUCUCUGCCAGAAACGUGGCCCUGCUGGCACAUCACCGCUGGCACGGACAGAACAGCAAGAUCGACCAGGAGGACCUGCACACCCGGCUGAGAGGGGAGCUCUGAAAAGGGAGAACCAAAAGCAAUAAAACCCUAUCAAUCGAGUAUAAACCCACAUGCCCGUAAUAACACUCCUGUCAGCGCGAAGCCCAUCUCUGUAAUCAGGUAUCUGGGAUGCUCUGACCUCUUUAAACAUAAACAACAUAGUCCUGGUCAUCGUUUCUACCUUUUACUAAUCAACGUAAUUGCUGAGAUCUGGGAAGCAGUCAAACAGCUUGUAAACAGCAGUUCAACCAGAUUAUCAGGACCGCUUUUUUUGGAAGUAGAUAAUCGCUCAUUGCACAGAAAAACUGCCUGCGCGCACACAACAACUUCAAAUAUGAUAUUUUAAAGUUGAACCAGGGAGUCGUUCUGUAAACUGUUGGUUGUUUAUCAUCUCUUCCAUGCAAGUCUGGCUAACAUGGGGUUUUGUUUCCUUUUUAUUUUAACAAUGUCUCAGCUUUCCCAGAUCUCAGCAGGUAACUUGGUGAGAGUACAUUGGGGGAAAGAUGAAAAAAAAAAACAAAAAAGACCAACCGGCAAUAUCCUUUAAUCACCCUAACAGUAUCCAAAGUUCUCCAUUCACCAGCAACAGCAGCACAAAUUACAUUAUAAGGUGGAUCAACAUUGCACUGUGCUGAAUUUUGUAAUCACUGAACCAUGCUGCACUGCAGGAUAGACACACAUUAGGUGUUCCUCUGUCUACACGAGUGUCUUAAAUACAUGUAUUUUUAGAUUUUGUUAUGUGCAUUUCUGCUGUUAUGAACACAGUACAGCUAACGUCUAGGAAAUCAGCUUUUUGGCCAACCUUCUUUAGCCAAAAUCUUGCGUAAUGUUUGUCAAUAUAGAUAUGUUCUUGUCUUGAUUGAUUUCUCAGUCUCUCUACCUCUGCAGCAGCCCACUGUAUAUGUUUCAGCUGCCAGCAAGAGAGUCACGCCACCAAGACAUGUUCUUUGUAAAUCAGAUGUCGUUGAUGUGAGUUAUGAAAACUAUAAACAAGUCCAUUUUUUUCCCCGUACAAUUUGAUAUUAAUACGACUAUUAUCUAAUCACACUGACGAGGUAACAGAAUUCAGCAUUUUAAAACUAAGAUUGUGCCUUAAAGAUAUCAGAGUAAUUGGUUUACAUCUUUAUUAGAUGAUAAGCCUCCCUAUAAUUUUAGACAUCUUUUGUCCCUCAGGUGUCUUUUUUUUUUUUAACGAUGUGAAAUUUGCCAUCGGGUCAGGCACCAGGACCAAACUGAAAAGAGUAUGAUGCGUUUCUGUAUUUUGUUGUAAUAUAUGGAGGAGAAUCUAUUUUCUGGACUGUGAUUUAUCAGAUGUGGCUUGGAAGUACUACUUUGAUCACUUUCAUGUUCUUCAGCCACUUUCGGAAGAAAAGUAUAGUUUACUAAUUGUUUCUUAAGCACUUUGAGAGGUGUAUUAUCCUAGAUGUUUGAAUGAAGUUUUCUGGUCACGAGUAUAUGCUGUACUGUAGCAAAAAUAUGUAAUAAAUUGUGAAAUUAAUUUGAUAAGUCCCGUUUGAAGAAGCAUGUGGAGUAUUUAGACUGGCUUCUUCUGCACAAAUAAAAUGAGGCCUUUCAUUACAAAUCUAAA
Molecule: messenger RNA, 3401 nt
Organism: Micropterus salmoides (largemouth bass)
Lineage: Eukaryota; Metazoa; Chordata; Actinopteri; Centrarchiformes; Centrarchidae
Gene: pcyox1
Product: prenylcysteine oxidase 1
Exons: 7
Coding region: 296-1834 (512 amino acids)
Biological process (GO): prenylcysteine catabolic process; prenylated protein catabolic process
Molecular function (GO): prenylcysteine oxidase activity
Source: RefSeq, a predicted model, not a curated record